AUGAAGAAAAAUUCUAAAUCCAGAAAAGACGAAGAUUUGGAUAUGGAUUUGAUACCAGAAACAGGACUUUAUACAGUAGACGGAUAUCUUUUUUAUCACACAACAUCAAAAAGAUUGACGAAAGCUCAAGUUCAAAGAGUUGAAGGAAAUGGAAUCAAUAUUCAAUCAGCCAGAAACUUCUCCCUCAACGAAUCGGUGCAACUUUUCAAAAAUUGGAAAAAGUAUUGCGACGAAAACAAUAUUCCGGUUUUAAAAGCGUUGGAAUACAUGAAAUCGAGAGACGCCCAUUUUUUGAAACAUCAAGAAGAAAGGAAUUUUUGGGUGAAAUUAUGCCACGGACUACCGCAUCGAUCUGGCUACUGUAUCAAAACGCGAGCAAUAAAAAUGAUGACAGACAAUUAUCUGAAGACUUUCGAUUGGGAAGCUUCUGAUUACGCCGUACAAAUUCAGCAACGUUUUUACAAAGUUUCGGCUCUCGGCGGAAAAUCGCUGGAGAAAACUCAAAAACUGCUGGAGAGAGGUUACGGUGCUUCGCACAUCGCUGAGGUUUUGAAAAUUUCGGUGUCGAAAGCAACAAAUAUAACAGCGAAGUUAAGACUUGAGGAGAGAAGAGAAGAUGGAGAAAUGCUGAAAAAUUUCUUCGAAUCUUGUCUCUCGCUCGGUCUGGAUGUCAAGGAAAUCAAAAAAUUCGUUUUGGGCGACAACGAAUUCAAAUUGUACGGUCUCGAAGAAAAUGUCAAACUCGAUGAACUCUGCUUUCGGAUGAAGCUUCCAGUCAAACGAUGCAAGGAGUUGCUGAAAAUGGUGCUGAAAACUAUUUUGGAUAAAUUUCAAAAAUCACUAAAUACGGAUAAACUGGAGGCGGAGCUUGCGUGGAAAUUGGCUAUUGGAGAGAUUUCCACUACAAAACCACCAAUAGAAGAGCACCAAAUAUUCAAAGCAUUGGAAGUUUUUUGCCAACAAAUUGAGCGAGACGAUACGGCAACGUCCAUGAAAGCAGCAAGAAAAGGAGAGAAGAAUUUGAAGACCGAAGGAAUCACUGGAUUUCAAUGUGAUCAGUCUUCUGAAUACCAGCUCAUUCACACCAAAAUUUUCUACGAAAUGAUGAUGUCUUUGGAACAAAAAUUCUUCAAAGAUCUUCGCCAUGAAAACCGAUGUCAGCUCAAGCUACACUGCCUGCUUUGGGCAUGGAAACGACUUGAGGUUUGGGAGAAGAUCCACGUGGCGAAAGACAAAAAUCGAUACGAAGCCGUUCUGGAAUUCGAGUUGGCAAAUCCAUUGGCGAUAAUCCUUAAAUCUCAAAUUUCUCAUUUUCAGGAAUCCCGCAUAACAACCAUCAAACACCCCAUCAAGCCACGUCAUCUUCUGAAAUCCGCCAUCGAAGCCUACAUCCUCUACAAGGACCGAAAAUCCAGCGGAAAUUUCAAAUUUCCCGCCAAACUCCACCCGCUCAUCGCCACCACGCCUUCAGGCAUCAUUCAGGAGACGUUAUCAAAAAUUUUGGAUCCAGAAAAUUCUGAAUAUUUAUCACUGAAGAAGGCAAAAAAGAGAGUGGAAAACGCGUCGGGAAUGAAGAUUCUAGUGGAAUUGACGUCGAAUCAGAAGGCGAUUCAGAUGAAGGAUUCUGAAGACGUGGAGGAUUCAGAAGACGAAGAAGACGUUGACAUCGAACGUCUUCUAAAAUAUUCUAGAAAAAUUUCACGUGAAAUAGACGAAAAGAGGAAAAUAGAAAUGGAUGAGAUACUGGAAAAAGCAGAUCCCGAGAAAAUUUGGUUAAAAAUGUCUGAAAAUUCGGAAAACUUGGAGAUGAACGAAGACAUGAUGAAGAAGAAGACGUCGCUGAAGAAAAUCGCCAAAAAGCAGAAGAAAAAUGUGAGAAAUCGAUCGAAAAAAUUGGUGGAGGCGUCAGAUGAUUCAGAUCAAGAUGGCGUGAUCUGUUUAGAAGACACUUCAGAAGACGUGAAGAAUAAAGAUCCCGCGAAGUCCAAAAAUAAAAAAAGGAAGGAUCCAGAAGAGUUCCCAGAAGACAUUUCAAAUUCUGAAUCCAAAAAAUCUGAAAAAAGAAAACGUCGAAGUACAAAAGACGUGACGGAUUCUGAAUCCAAAUUUACUAAAACGAAGAAGAAGAAGAAGACUUCUGAUGACGUGCCAACUUCGGAAGACUUUCCGGGAGACGUGGCGGAUUCUGAAUGUGAAAAGUGGAUAAAAGAGGAGUCAGUUGACGUGGCGGAUUCUGAAUGGACGAAAGUGACAAAAAAGAAGAAGGAGAAUUCUGAAGACGUGCCAACUUCAGGAGACUUUCCAGACGUUGAGAAUUCUGAAUGUGAAAAAUGGAAGAACGGGGAUCCAGAUGACGUGGCGGGUUCUGAAUGGAAGGAGGCGACAAGAAAGAAACCGGAGAACUCUGAAGACGUAACCAAAACAGAGGACGUGAAUGAUCCAGAAGACAAUUCAGAAGACAUGGAAGUUGCAAAAUCGGCAAAGUCAAAAAAGAAGAAAAAGAAGGAUUCAGGUGACGUGAAGUCGGCGAAGAAAACUCCAGAAGCUUCCUCAGAAGACGUGGUGGAUGCUGAAUUAGCGAAUUUGAAAAGAAAGAAGAAGAAUUCUGACGACGUGGCAGAAGACAUUCCAGAAGAUGUGGGGGAUUCAGAAUUCAGGAAGUCCAAAAAACGAAAACGCCGAAGUUCAGAAGACGUUACCGUGACAAAGACGGAUGAAAUAAAUUUAGUGAGUUUACUAAUUUUAAUUUAUCACUCUCAAAAAAUCGGAUUUGCAUCAAUCACGGCGGUAAAAGCAGACACAUGA
Caenorhabditis briggsae is the source of this 2805-nucleotide messenger RNA. Gene Ontology annotation, biological process: synaptic transmission, cholinergic; protein localization to cell surface. The transcript has 9 exons. The coding region runs from base 1 to 2805 and encodes 934 amino acids. NCBI's taxonomy places the organism in Eukaryota, Metazoa, Nematoda, Chromadorea, Rhabditida, Rhabditidae. The record is from RefSeq and is a predicted model, not a curated record. Gene Ontology annotation, cellular component: neuronal cell body; neuron projection; intracellular membrane-bounded organelle.